UUGAAGCUUAGUUUUGGUUUGAUUCUUUGCUCAUUUUGGAGAGGGAGAGAGAAGAGAUGAAGCACUGGGGUCUGGCUUUGUUUGUUUUUCUUUUGUUUCAAGAGCAAGGAAGUUUUGUGCAAGUGGAAGCUGAUGAUGGGUUUGUCAAAACUAAAGGAAUGCAACUUAUGCUGGAUGGGAGCCCUUUCUAUGCAAAUGGGUUCAAUGCUUACUGGCUUAUGUACAUGGCUGCUGAUCCAUCUCAGAGAAGCAAAGUCUCAACUGCAUUUCAAGAAGCUAAACAGCAUGGCCUCAACAUAGCCAGAACUUGGGCUUUCAGUGAUGGUGGAGACAGACCUCUUCAGUACUCACCUGGUUCCUACAAUGAGCAAAUGUUCCAGGGAUUGGAUUUUGUAGUGUCUGAGGCUAAGAGAUAUGGGAUUAAGCUAAUCUUAAGUUUUGUGAAUAACUAUGAUCAAUUUGGAGGGAAAAAACAGUAUGUGAACUGGGCAAGAAAUCAAGGACAGUCCAUUGGCUCUGAUGAAGAUUUCUUUACAAACUCUGUUGUGAAGGAAUACUACAAGAACCAUAUCAAGACUGUUCUUACAAGAAGAAACAGCCUGACUGGAGUGGCUUACAAAGACGAACCAACAAUAAUGGCAUGGGAGCUUAUGAAUGAGCCUAGGUGCUACUCGGACCCAUCAGGAAGGACCAUGCAGGCCUGGAUUACAGAGAUGGCUUCUCAUGUGAAAUCCAUUGAUGGUAAUCACUUGCUAGAAGCUGGUUUGGAAGGGUUUUAUGGCCCAUCAUCGUCUCAAAAGCAGCAGUUUAACCCUAACUUCCAAGUAGGAACUGAUUUCAUUGCAAACAAUCAGAUCCCAGGCAUUGAUUUCGCUACAGUUCACUCUUAUCCCGACCAAUGGUUACAAAGCUCAAGCGAUGAAAGCCAAAUUGCCUUCCUGAAUAAUUGGCUGAACAAUCACAUCCAGGAUGCUCAGAACAUCCUCCAGAAGCCAGUGCUGUUUGCUGAGUUUGGAAAAUCAUUAAAAAUCUCUGGUCCUAGCCAAAGAGACGAGCUGUUCAACACUGUGUACACAGCAAUUUACUCUUCGGCUAGGGGAGGAGGUGCAGCAAUCGGUGGAUUAUUCUGGCAGCUUUUCGCUGACGGAAUGGACUCUUUCCGAGAUGGGUACGAGGUAAUCCUGAGCGAAGGCACCUCGACCGUCAACAUCAUCACUCAAGAGUCUCAGAAACUCAAUCGGAUUAGGAAGAUGUAUGUGAGGUUAAGGAACAUCGAGAAAUGGAAGAAAGCUAGGGAUGUCAGAAGGGCACAAUGGUGGGCUGGGAAUGGUAACAGUAACACAGGAAAUUGAGACAGAGAAGUCCUCAUGGUGUUUGAAUAGUAAAGUAUAAGAGAACAAAAAAAGUUACUAGUUGAUGUCCUACUAUUUUAUAACGAGGUUUUGUUUUAAGGAGGCGAAUUCUCUCCUAGAAAUGAACUGUAAUCAUCAAAGCUAAAAGUGUAAUAGAUUCUGUGAUUAAGUACUAAUUUGAUGAACCAACUUAUUUUGUGCUGUAA
This is a messenger RNA of Theobroma umbraticum, 1558 nucleotides long. Its product is annotated as mannan endo-1,4-beta-mannosidase 7-like. The record is from RefSeq and is a predicted model, not a curated record. Gene Ontology annotation, biological process: polysaccharide catabolic process. NCBI's taxonomy places the organism in Eukaryota, Viridiplantae, Streptophyta, Magnoliopsida, Malvales, Malvaceae. Gene Ontology annotation, molecular function: mannan endo-1,4-beta-mannosidase activity.